This is a messenger RNA of Etheostoma cragini (Arkansas darter), 1055 nucleotides long. RefSeq names its product solute carrier family 35 member A4 (gene slc35a4). Bases 60 to 1034 code for a protein of 324 amino acids. NCBI's taxonomy places the organism in Eukaryota, Metazoa, Chordata, Actinopteri, Perciformes, Percidae. Gene Ontology annotation, molecular function: pyrimidine nucleotide-sugar transmembrane transporter activity. The record is from RefSeq and is a predicted model, not a curated record. Gene Ontology annotation, biological process: pyrimidine nucleotide-sugar transmembrane transport. The transcript has a single exon. Gene Ontology annotation, cellular component: Golgi membrane.
UUUGCGUAAUGCACUAUAAGUAGCAUUCACAUUUUUUGGUUUGUUUCGCGUAAGUAAAAAUGAUUGUGAUCCAGAAUGUGGGACCCAGUUCCCCAGUAAGAAUUAGGAGACUAUGGAAGAAAAGGAUUCUGUGGGGUGUCCUCUUUGGGCUGAUGGUCCUUAUCUAUGGCUCUCAUGCACCGCUUAUCACUCUCACCAAGGUGGAUGGUCUAGUACCUUUCAACCCCUCAUCAUGUGUUGUCAUGAUUGAGUUAUCCAAACUCUUGAUUUCUGUGGCGACUCUUGUUCUAACAGGGGGUACAUCUGCCUUACGUGCUCCUCCACCUCUAGGCCGCGUGGCCCCCUAUGCAAUCCCUGCCGUACUCUACGCCGUCAACAACAACCUGGUAGUUCUCAUGCAGGCCUACAUGGACCCAAGCUCAUACCAAGUCCUUUCUAACCUGAAAAUUGCCUCCACAGGGCUUCUGUACUCCCUCUGCUUAGGCAAGAGGCUCCGACCUUCUCAGUGGUUAGCUCUGGGGCUCCUCAUGGGUGCAGGGGUAUGCCACAGCUACAGCAGCUUGGAUCUAGGGGACCAUGAGAAGGCUGAAGCCGAGGAAGGUCCUAGGCUUUAUAUCACAGCUUGGGGGCUUUUCCUUGUGCUGGUGUACUGCUGUAUUUCAGGGCUGGCAGCAGUUUAUACAGAGAGGGUGCUAAAGAGCCAGAAGUUGCCCUUAAGCUUGCAGAAUUUCUACCUCUAUGGGUUUGGUGUGGCCAUCAACGGGCUCUCAUCCUUUGUAGCAGGUGAAAAGAGCUUCCUGGAGGGAUACUCGGUGGUGGUUUGGGCCAUUGUAGCAGGGCAGGCAGCUAACGGACUCCUGAUGUCUGUGGUGCUCAAGCACGGCAGUGGAAUCACUCGAUUGUUUGUCAUUUCCUGCUCCAUGCUGGUUAAUGCUUUGUUGUCUUGGGCCAUUUUAGGGCUGCAGCUCACACCGAUUUUCCUCCUACCUGUGUCUAUGAUUGGACUGGCAGCUUACCUUUACUACAGAUACUAAAUAACUGAACCAUAAGGCCCA